CUAGCAACGGGGGUGGAUGGAACUAAACGUUAAUUUAGCGAGCUACUUAUCUCCACAACACAGAACAAUACGUUACCGGUUAUAUAUAUAUAUACCGGUUAUAUAGUCCAUGUUAGAAUAUUUUUUAUUACUAUACUUUUUAUAUUGUCAAGUUAUCGUAUGAAGCGGGAUGGCUAUCAGCAACCCAUCGGUGUUUCUGUUGAUGAUUAACGGACAGAUCGAGGGAGCGAAUUUUCCAGAGUAUGAUGAUCUGUACUGUAAAUACUGCUUCGUCUACGGACACGACUGGGCUCCCACCUCGGGCCUAGAGGAGGGCAUAUCUCAGAUUACGUCUAAAAGCAGAGACUCUCCUCAGAGAAUGAUCUGGAACUUUCCUCUGGAGAUUACCUUCAAGAGCACCAACCCGUUAGGCUGGCCUCAGAUCGUAGUGAGUGUCUACGGUCCUGAUACGUUUGGUAACGAUGUGGUCAGAGGAUACGGAGCAACACACAUCCCCUUCACUCCUGGACAACACACCAGAACCAUCCCAAUGUUUGUUCCUGAAUCCACAUCAAGACUCCAGAACUUCACAAGUUGGCUGCUGGGUCGGCGUCCAGAGUUCACUGAUCCGAAAGUAGUGGCCCAGGGAGAGGGCAGAGAAGUGACCAGGGUUCGUUCCCAGGGUUUUGUCUCCCUGUCCUUCCACAUUGUGACUAAAGACAUGAAGAGACUGGGUUACGACACCACACCUUCCGAGACCGCACACACUCCGUCACACACUGCUGUCGCAGGCAUCGGACCGGGAGACCAGCCCUACAGCACGUGAUGGAAACACACACACAGGGACCAAGGACUACACCACCUCCUCCCUCCCUCCCUCCCUCCUGUGUGGUCCUCCCUCCUCCUCCCUGACCCCUGUGUGGCCCU
Salmo salar (Atlantic salmon) is the source of this 906-nucleotide messenger RNA. Lineage: Eukaryota; Metazoa; Chordata; Actinopteri; Salmoniformes; Salmonidae. The record is from RefSeq and is a predicted model, not a curated record.